ACGUGCGCAGCCAUCCUGAACGAGCUCCUGCAGAGGGAGAACCGAGUUCUCCACUUCUGGACCUUGAAGAAGCGCAGACUGGACCAGUGCCAGCAGUACCUGAUGUUCGAACGCAGCGCCAAGCAGGCCUUGGACUGGAUCCAGGAGACAGGUGAAGUUUACCUGAACACACACACGUCACCUGGAGGCAGCAGUGAGGAAACACAGCAGCUGCUCACUGACCACCAUCACUUCAGACUCACUGCUAAGCAAACCAAGGAGAAGGUGAAGCUGCUGAUCCAGCUAGCGGACAACUUGGUGGAGAAAGGCCACACCCACAUCUUGGAGCUGAAGCGCUGGGUCAGCACGGUGGACCGCAGGUACCGGGACUUCUCGCUUCGCAUGGUCAAGUACCAGGAGAACCUUGAGAGGAAUCUGGGGGUCAGCUCUGAGGACAACAAAGACUUGGAGUUGGACAUCAUUCCUGCGAGUCUGACAAAUGAUCCUGAGGUCAAACUGCGCGACCCAAACCACGAGGUCAAUGAGGAGAAAAGGAAGUCUGCCAGGAAGAAGGAGUUCAUCAUGGCAGAGCUGCUGCAGACAGAGAAGACCUAUGUCAGAGAUCUGCAGGAAUGUCUAGAGACCUACCUGUGGGAGAUGACCAGCGGUGAGGAGGAGAUUCCUUCGGCCAUCUCGAAUAAGGAGCUCGUAGUUUUCGGCAACAUGCAGGAAAUCUACGACUUCCACAACAACAUCUUCCUGAAGGAGCUUGUGAACUAUGAGCAGCUUCCAGAGGAUGUGGGCCACUGCUUUGUCACCUGGGCUGAUAAGUUCCACAUUUAUGUGGACUAUUGCAAGAACAAACCAGACUCCAGUCAGCUCAUCCUGGAGCACGCCGGCACCUUCUUUGAUGACAUCCAGCAGAGGCGUGGCCUGGUGAACUCCAUCAACUCCUGCCUCAUCAAACCAGUCCAGAGGAUCACCAAGUACCAGCUGCUGCUGAAGGAGCUGCUGUCUUGCUGUGAGGAAGGUAAAGGGGAGAUGAAAGAUGGUCUGGAGGUGAUGCUCAGUGUUCCUAAGAGGGCGAAUGAUGCCAUGCACCUGGCCAUGCUGGAGGGUUUUGAGGAGAACUUGGAGGUGCAGGGAGAGCUCAUCCUGCAGGACAGCUUCCAGGUGUGGGACCCACGUUCGCUCAUCCGGAAGGGGCGGGAUCGGCACUUAUUCCUGUUUGAGUUUUCGUUGGUGUUCAGUAAGGAGAUCAAGGACUCGGCUGGGAGAACGAAGUACCAGUACAAGAACAGGCUGCUGACAUCGGAGUUGGGGGUGACCGAGCACAUCGAGGGUGACCUGUUUAAAUUUGCUCUUUGGUCAGGAAGAACCCCCUCCUCUGACAAUAAAACAGUGUUAAAGGCCUCCAGCAUGGAAGCCAAGCAGGAGUGGAUCAGAAGCAUCAGGGAGGUGAUCCAGGAGAGGAUGACUCAGCUGAAGGGCGUGCUGAAGGAGCCUCUGUCUCUGCCCAAAACACCGGCGCUGACCAAACCCAAGAACCACACAAAGAGGGACGGAGCUGAGGACGGGGACAGUCAGGGGGACGGCAGCAGCCAGCCAGACACCGUCUCCAUCGCUUCCCGGACCUCCCAGAACACCGUGGACAGCGAGAAGCUCUCCGGCGGCUGCGAGCUCACCGUGGUUCUGCAGGACUUCACCGCAGGAUGCAGCACCGAGCUGUCCGUCACUGCAGGUCAGACCGUGGAGCUGAUCGAGCAGCCCAGCGAGCGGUCCAGUUGGUGUCUGGUCAGAACCACGGAUCACAGUCCACCACAGGAGGGACUGGUUCCGAGCUCAGCUCUCUGCGUGUCCCACUCCAGGUCCAGUGUGGAGAUGGAGUCCUUCUUCAGCUCAGGGAAAGAAAACUUUCAUGUGAGCAGCUCUGAGGCGAAGACGGAGUCUGUGGUGAACCUGCAGCCGCAGCCGUCGCUCAGCUCGCUGCAGUCCAACUCUCCUGGACCCAAACGUUCUGGCAACACUCUGAGAAAAUGGCUGACCAGUCCAGUUCGCCGCCUCGGCCAGAGCAACUCCAUCAAGAAACUGGACACCAGCAAACCCAAGAAGACGAGACCCGGCUCAGGACGGGAUGAUGUCAGGAACAGCAACGAGCUUGGUCAGUCUGGUGACAUCAUCAGUGAGGACAAGAACACUCUCAAGAUGUCCUCUGGGAUGCAGAGUGGCGGAGAGGAGGAGCCAGAGGAUGAGCCCCACCUUCCUCUUCCACCCCGCAUGGAGAUCAUCAAGGAUCCUCCAGCUGCAGAAGACAAGACGACAGAACCAGGAGCCUCCCAGGUCCUAGAACAAAGUUCCCCAGUCCAGCAGAGGAACCCUGAACAGGAGCAGAGAGCCAAAGCAAUGAGAGGCCGAAUGUUUGUUCUGAAUGAGCUCAUCCAAACAGAGAAGGACUACGUUAGAGACCUGGGCAUUGUGGUGGAGGGCUUCAUGAAGCGCAUGGAGGAGAAGGGAAUUCCUGACGACAUGAAAGGAAAAGAUAAAAUGGUCUUUGGGAACAUCCAUCAGAUCUUCGACUGGCACCGAGACUUCUUUGUAGUUGAGAUGGAGAAGUGCCUGGACAACCAUGAACUGCUUCCUGAGCUCUUCAUCAAACACGAGAGAAGACUCUACAUGUACGUGAUCUACUGUCAGAAUAAACCCAAGUCGGAGUACAUCGUAGCAGAAUACGACGCAUACUUUGAUGGAAUCCAGCAGGACAUUCAGUCCAGACUGGCCAUCAGUGACUUCCUCAUCAAACCCAUCCAGAGAAUCACCAAAUACCAGCUGCUGAUGAAGGACUUCCUGAAGUUCAGUUUGAAGGCAGGACUGGACUGUGAACAAAUCGAGAAAGCCGUGGAGUUCAUGUCCGAGGUUCCCAAGCUGUGCAACGACAUGAUGAAUCUGGGUCGGCUGCAGGGCUACGAGGGCAAGCUGACCAAUCAGGGCAAGCUGCUGCAGCAGGAGACCUUCUUCGUGUCGGAGCAGGACGCCGGGGUCCUGUCACGCUCCAAAGAAAGGAGAGUCUUCCUCUUCGAGCAGAUCGUCAUCUUCAGCGAGCUGCUCAGGAAAGGCUCGUCCACGCCGGGGUACCAGUUCAAGAAGAGCAUCAAGGUGUCCAACCUGGGUCUGGAGGAAACUGUGGACAAUGACCCCUGUAAGUUUGUCCUGAUGUGCCGUGGCUCAGCGGAGCGCUUCACCCUGCAGGCCGCCAACGUGGACAUCAAGCAGGUCUGGGUCCAACACAUCCAGAACAUCCUGGACGCUCAGAACAACUUCCUGUCAGCUCUGCAGUCUCCCAUCAUGUACCAGCAGGAGCAGAGCAAAGGAGGCAGCAGCUCCUCCCUGAGCAGGAAAAGCUCGUCGUCAGGGAACCGACCAGCGUCUUCAUCCCACAGCCGCCCGUCCUCCGCCGUGGGACAGGACAUGGAGAGGGGGCGGAGCCAGCUAACAAUCUCUACCUCCAACGGUGGCUCGUUGUGCUUCGAGUCCAGAGACGAAGACAGCAGCUGUAACGGCACCUCCUCCACCAUGCGGGUGGUUCAGGACUACUCGGCGCUCAAGGAGAAUGAGAUCUGCGUGUGGCAGGGCGAGGUGGUCCAGGUGAUGGCCACCAAUCAGCAGAACAUGUACCUGGUCCACCGACCAAUCAACAGCCAGUCCCCCGCUGCCGAGGGCUGGGUGCCGGGACAUGUCCUCGGCUCGCUCACAAAGCCCAUUAAAGACUCGUUCUCCACUUCCUCCUUCCCAGCAGCUGUGGCAGAUUCCAACAUCAUCAAGUAAGUCCCCCCCCCACACCCCCACCAU
This is a messenger RNA of Nematolebias whitei (Rio pearlfish), 3825 nucleotides long. Its product is annotated as kalirin. The transcript has 31 exons. Gene Ontology annotation, biological process: intracellular signal transduction; axon guidance. The record is from RefSeq and is a predicted model, not a curated record. The coding region runs from base 103 to 3801 and encodes 1232 amino acids. Gene Ontology annotation, molecular function: protein binding; guanyl-nucleotide exchange factor activity. Gene Ontology annotation, cellular component: postsynaptic density; cytoplasm. NCBI's taxonomy places the organism in Eukaryota, Metazoa, Chordata, Actinopteri, Cyprinodontiformes, Rivulidae.